ACGCAGAAGACAUUUUAGUAGUCAGUAUUUUGACAUUUAAAUGUGAUAACAAUAAAAAAUACACGUGCGUUUGACGUUUAGUUGCGAUAUCAACAAAAAAUACAUCAUUUGGAAUCAUUUCAUUGCUCUAUUUUAUUUUGAUUACUUUAAUAUUUAUAAAAUUCAUAAAUAUUUAAUUUAUAAUUCUUAUAAAAAUGGAAGACAUAGAUGCACCUGCAGAACCGUCUAUUGACUUUAUUCCGGCGUUAUGUUUUGUAAAAAGAGGUGUAGCAAAAGAAAAGCCGGAAAAGGUUGUGUUAACACCUGCUGAAUUGGCCAGAGUAAUUUCUGAAACAAAGGAAGAGUUAGGAGAUAACAGUGAUGACGAUGAUGAAAAUGCAAAUGACGAUGAUGGAAAUAACGAUGUGGAGAUGGAAGGAGCAGAUAAUGAGAAUGUUAAUCCUGAGGAUGAAUUUUCUUUUGGACGAUAUGAUGAUGAACCCACGACACAAGUGGCAAGUGUGAGAGAUAUUGCUAUUGUUAAUGAAAACGAACAAAUUGAAGACGAGGAAGAUUCAGAGGCUGAGGAUGAAAUUAUUAAGCCAACAGAUAAUUUAAUAUUAGUUGGACAUGUUCAAGAUGAUGCGGCCUCAUUAGAAGUAUGGGUGUUUAAUGCCGAAGAAGAAAGUUUUUAUACCUUACAUGAUUUUCUAUUACCAAGUUUUCCUUUGUGUAUAGAAUGGUUGAACCAUGAUCCUGCUUCUGAAAGUAACGGAAAUUUGUGCGCGAUUGGUUGCAUGGAUCCAAUAGUUACAAUAUGGGAUUUAGAUAUUCAGGAUUCGAUAGAGCCCGUAUUUAAACUAGGAAGUAAAGGGAAUCGAAAGAAAAAUAAAGAAAAAUUUGGUCAUACAGAUGCUGUUUUAGAUUUGUCAUGGAAUACGAAUUACACACAUAUUUUAGCUAGCGCUUCUGUUGAUAAAUCUGUAAUUUUAUGGGACUUAGAUGAGGGAAAACCGCACACAACUAUUAAGGCUUUUAAAGACAAAGUGCAAACUAUUUCAUUUCAUUCGUCUGAACCACAAACGCUAUUAAGCGGUUCCUCUGAUGGUGUGGUUAGAUUAUUUGACGGAAGAGAUUUAGAAAAUAUAAACACAAAUUUUUUAAAAUGGAAAACUGAUGCAGAAGUUGAAAAAGUUGUAUGGAAUCCCAAUGAUGGAAAUUUAUUUGUAGCUGGAACAAAUACAGGGAAAUUAUAUUAUGCAGAUGUAAGACAACCCAAAAAUUAUUUAUGGAAUAUCGAUGCACAUCCUGAUGAAAUUUCAGGAAUAUGUUUUAAUACCGAAAUAAAAAGUAUGUUAGUUACAUCUGGAGCUGAUGGUUCCUUAAAAAUUUGGAAAUAUGGGCAAACAGAAGCAAAAGAAAUAUAUAGGCAUGAUUUUCAAAUAGGAAGAAUACAAUGUUUGCAACAAUGUCCGGAAGAUUCCUUUACUUUUGCAAUAGGUGGUGAGAAAAAUCCUAGAUUAAAAGUAUACAAUGUGAAGAAUUUCGAAGCAGUUCGAGUUUGCUUUGGAGUUGGUAAUAGCACGGAUGAAAUGGAAUAAUAGUCAUAUAAAAAAAUCGUUUUGUAAAACAAUAAAGUCGUCAAAAUUUAAGUUUUGAAACAGUUCAGUUAAAAAUGUUGUAUUUUAAAGCUUUAAUAUAAUAUAAUUAAAGUAAUAA
This is a messenger RNA of Condylostylus longicornis, 1698 nucleotides long. RefSeq names its product periodic tryptophan protein 1 homolog (gene nclb). The record is from RefSeq and is a predicted model, not a curated record. Gene Ontology annotation, biological process: rRNA processing. The coding region runs from base 195 to 1580 and encodes 461 amino acids. The transcript has 5 exons. Gene Ontology annotation, molecular function: protein binding. NCBI's taxonomy places the organism in Eukaryota, Metazoa, Arthropoda, Insecta, Diptera, Dolichopodidae. Gene Ontology annotation, cellular component: nucleus.